This is a messenger RNA of Amphiprion ocellaris (clown anemonefish), 2225 nucleotides long. It is a transcript of the gene fads2, whose product is annotated as fatty acid desaturase 2. NCBI's taxonomy places the organism in Eukaryota, Metazoa, Chordata, Actinopteri, Pomacentridae. Gene Ontology annotation, molecular function: oxidoreductase activity, acting on paired donors, with oxidation of a pair of donors resulting in the reduction of molecular oxygen to two molecules of water. Gene Ontology annotation, biological process: lipid metabolic process. The coding region runs from base 449 to 1786 and encodes 445 amino acids. Gene Ontology annotation, cellular component: membrane. The record is from RefSeq and is a predicted model, not a curated record. The transcript has 13 exons.
CACACGUCUCCUCCUGGCUGCGUAAAGACCUGCGUCCUCCAGCUGCCUGCGCUCCGUCUGUGCGCUCAGACGGAAUCCUCACAUUGAGAUGAGCAGCUUGUUGAGCCUAUGGCACGUUGGCCAGUGGUCCAGAAUAUACUGUGCGCCGAUUGGCCCAGAUACCCUCGAAUGAUCUGCUCGGAGUUUGGACUGAAUGAGACGACGGUGAACAUAUGAGAGAGAGGUUGAGGAUGGCUUUUAGGGAUGUUUGCUCUUUGGAAUGGAUCAGAACGGAACGGGAGCUAAUAAAGUGAGCCGGUGUGUGAAUGCGACUGAAGCUCGGGGAGAGCAGGAGGGAAUACUGGAUGCUACUGUCUGAACACAGGUUCCUUACAUCCAGGUGUGAGAACUUUGUGUCUGACUGGCCCUUUAGUGUGCUGGUGGCUCCAGGCCAGACACAGCAGUGAGGAUGGGAGGUGGAGGACAGCUGACCGAGCCAGGAGAACCAGUCAGCGGCAGAGAUGGAGGAGUUUACACCUGGGAGGAGGUUCAGAGACACUGCAGCAGGAAUGACCAGUGGUUGGUCAUCGAUCGUAAGGUUUACAACAUCACUCAGUGGGCCAAAAGGCAUCCAGGAGGGUUUCGGGUCAUCAGCCACUACGCUGGAGAGGAUGCCACGGAGGCGUUCACCGCUUUUCAUCCUGAGCUGAAGUUUGUGCAGAAGUUUCUGAAGCCUCUACUGAUUGGAGAGCUGGCAGCUACAGAAUCCAACCAGGACCGAAAUAAAAAUGCAGCAAUAAUACAGGAUUUCAACACUUUACGGGCGCAGAUGGAGAAGAAGGGUUUGUUUCGAGCGGAGCCUUUGUUCUUCUGCCUCCACCUGGGUCACAUCCUGCUGCUGGAGGCUCUCGCGUGGCUCAUCAUCUGGCUCUGGGGGACGAGCUGGGUUCUGACGUUCUUGUGCUCGGUGAUGCUGGCAACUGCUCAGUCGCAGGCUGGAUGGCUGCAGCAUGACUUUGGUCAUCUGUCUGUCUUCAAGAAGUCCAGCUGGAACCACAUCCUGCAGAAGUUUAUCAUCGGUCAUUUAAAGGGAGCUUCUGCUAACUGGUGGAAUCACAGACAUUUCCAGCAUCACGCUAAACCCAACAUCUUCAGUAAAGACCCUGACGUCAACAUGCUGCACGUCUUCGUACUCGGAGCCACUCAGCCAGUGGAGUACGGCAUAAAAAAGAUCAAAUACAUGCCCUAUCAUCGCCAACACCAGUACUUCUUUCUUGUGGGACCGCCGCUGCUCAUUCCAGUUUACUUCCAUAUUCAGAUAAUGCACACUAUGAUUUCCCGCCGCGACUGGGUGGAUCUGGCCUGGUCCAUGUCGUACUACCUUCGCUACUUCUCCUGUUACGUUCCCCUGUAUGGUCUGUUUGGCUCAUUGGUGCUCAUCAGCUUCGUUAGGUUCUUGGAGAGUCACUGGUUUGUGUGGGUGACUCAGAUGAAUCACCUGCCGAUGGACAUCGACCACGAGAAGCGCCAGGACUGGCUGACCAUGCAGUUGCAGGCCACCUGUAACAUUGAACAGUCCGUCUUCAAUGACUGGUUCAGUGGACAUCUCAACUUUCAGAUCGAACACCAUUUGUUUCCUACGAUGCCGCGCCACAACUACCACCUGGUGGCUCCGCUGGUCCGUGAUCUCUGUGACAAACAUGGAGUUCCUUACCAGAUGAAAACGAUGUGGCAGGGCCUCACUGAUGUGGUUGGGUCACUGAAAAACUCUGGGGACCUCUGGCUUGAUGCAUAUCUGCAUAAAUGACAAACUGCAUUGUCUUCACUGUACUUCAAAGGAGGGAUGUUUCUCUCCUCUUUUGCAUCAAAAACUGAUUGUAUCUGUUUGAUUUUAAAAUCCAGUCGAUAGUGUGGGAAUGAUAUUUUCUUAUUGUUGGUAUUAUAGUUAAGUCUUGAUUUCAUUUUCAGAUUUUUAGUGCUCACAGGGUUUUUCUAAACUCCCUGAGAGCCUCUUGAUGAACAGUUGUGAGGUGUCAUGAAUACAAUUGUGAUAACUGAUUGUUGAGUUUUUUUCUAUCUUGUGAUACAGUUUACACAAUAAAACAUGACAGUUUGGCUGACAAAUAUCAAACCCCAAUGUAACCGAGGGUUAAAACAUUUCUUUAACUAUUUUCUGUCAAGCUUCUUCUUUGACUGCAACUCUCGUUCUGCUCUUUCGAUAUAUAAUAAAGAAACUGUGUUGAGCA